Messenger RNA from Drosophila erecta, 1657 nucleotides. RefSeq lists its product as uncharacterized. NCBI's taxonomy places the organism in Eukaryota, Metazoa, Arthropoda, Insecta, Diptera, Drosophilidae. The coding region runs from base 148 to 1623 and encodes 491 amino acids. The record is from RefSeq and is a predicted model, not a curated record. The transcript has 4 exons.
CAUUACUUUGGCCACACUUCUAAGUGGCUUGAAAACAAAUUGCGCCUUCUCAUUUUUAUUAUGUUCAUUUACAUACUAUGCAUUUAGCAGAAUCGGGCACAAUAACUUAUAUCUAGUGCCCAGCCCAGCUAGUAAUUUUCAUCUCCAAUGCGGCGUUCCAAGGCUCCUUCCAUGCGCCGCGCAGCAAAGCGCGAGAAUGAAGAUCCGCAUCCAAAAGUGGAACCACAGUCACCCUGCUCCUGGCCCAACAGCACUCUACCCAGCGAAUGGGGCACCUCAGGGGGCUCCCAAAGCCUGGGACCCCGAGCACUCAAGGCAGGCGAGAAUCCCCUCAAAGACAGCCGCAUCUUCCACGUGCUCUGGCGCAAUCAGACCACCAAAAAGCACAAGACGUGGACUGGCAACGGAACCCUGGUGGUCACCGGAUCCGUAGUAACGUUAAAGGAUGACACUGGCAAGGUGGUGGACACCAUGACAUGCUUUAGGCAGCGGGAACUCAGGGAAAACGAUCAGCUGGAAGUGGGCAGCAGGGAUGUGGAGGUUCAGGAGGAAAUUAAAACUGUGGAGGAGUGCUUUACGCAGCGCCAGUUGGAAAUAGACAAUUGGUGCCAGAAAAUAGAUGCCCAGAAUGGUUAUGCAGACACCUCUUCACCACUUCUUAUAGCCAGGGCUCCCUUCAAGAAGAUCAAGAGCGAGGCGGAUGCACUGACUCCAUCGCAUAUGGAGAUCGUCCAACAUAAAAUGAAACAUGUUUCUUAUGAAGCCCCCACUUCCGGCACUUCGCAUGUGUUGGAGAAGAAAAUGUGUGAACAAAAUUCUUUAAAGAAAGAUAAUCCCCCCAUGGAAUUCACUCAAUCGGAAUUUCUGUGUCUACUAGCUCCAGCUGAACUACAGAAAAGAAUACUAAUUUUUCUUUCAGACUAUGCGGAAACUUCCAAAGUGAAAUCGCCAUUGUUGAAGGAAGUGGUGCGAACUGUUUGCGACCAUCCUGUGCUCCUAAAGACUUUGGUCAAUAAAACAGAGUUGCAGGAACUAAUGGAGGUACUGGACACCAUACUACCGCCCUGGCCAGACAUGGGACUGUACGAUUCCGCCAAGUUUGAGUUUCUACACGUAAUGCUGGACAAUUUAGUGGCAGAGCGAGGAGAGAAAUGCUGCAUUUUGGCAAACAGCGAGGAUUGCCUUACCCUGGUUAGGGGCUACUGUCAGAGUUAUAGUUUAGACCAUGCGCAGCUAGAUGGUCCCAAGAAGGUGGAUUUAUUUAAUUCUCUUGCGGAAGGGGAACCCAUGGUUGGCUUGAUUCUGACCAGUGACUUGUCGCAGCUUCGAGCUCUCCGCUGCAAACAUCUAAUAAUUUAUAAUCUCAAUGCCAGGGAGCAUGCCAAUAAACUGCUGGCCGUUGGGGCAAUGGACACGACAAUAUACACUCUCAUCACAGCUGGAGGUUCCACGGAGGAGUUGCAGUUCUAUAGUCAAAUGGCCGGAAAUACAGAUGAUAAUUUGGCAGACUGGACCGCAAUUGAGCCACCUUUUGACUGUGAUUUCUUUGAGGAAACUGCUAUUUCGGAUAGUCUGGAUUGUAUUCAGCGGGUUUAUUCAAGAAAAAUUAAGGUGAAAACUUGAACAACUAAAUAUAAUAAAAAUACUUGAACUCCAA